AUCAAAGUCAACCCACAGAAAUGAAACUGUUCCUCUGAGAAGUAUCUGAUGAAGUGCUGAAAGAGCAGUUUAGAUCUCUGGAGUGUCGCGUUUGGGCUUGUUAAACAUCCAGCCACAACAACAACAACAACAACAACAUGUUUGGUAAAAAGAAGAAAGCUCCGCAGCCCAGAGGCCAAGGCGCCGCUGCAGCCAAGCAGAUGGGUCUGUUUGUAGAUCUGGACGCUGAAGAGAUGAUGGGUAUGGAGGGGAAUCUGGACGACCCGGAUUUAGAGGCUGAACUGGCUGCUAUCACUGGGAAUAAAGCUGCUGCUGGAGGGAGAGCCAAGCAGAAGGGGAAAAAUCCGCUGCCCAUGGAAGACAUCGCAAAAAUGGCUGACGAUUGUAUGCGAGAUGUCGAUGACGAUGAAGAUGACAGUAACUUGGAGGACGAUGAAGAUUUAUUGGCAGAGCUACAGGAAGUGGUGGGUGAGGAGGAAGCUGAGAAUGAUGUUUCCUCCCCAUCUUCUGCCACUGCUGAAUCUCCUCAAGCUGAAACACCAGAGUCCACAUUGAAACAGCAGCAGGAAGUAAAGGUCUCCUCGGCGGCCCCCGGCAGCCUCCAGCACACCCUGGAGGAGAGAGUCGUCAUGUACAAGACAGCUUUACAAAACGCUAAAGCUGGAGGGGAGACCUCCAAAGCCAGGAGAUUCGAUCGUGGUCUGAAGACUCUGCAGUCGAUGGUCGCUGCUGUAAAAAAAGGGAGACCCGUGAACGAGGCAGAGAUCCCUCCUCCUGUCGCCACUGGAGCCCCGAGUGCCGCCUCUAAUCCUGCUGCUCCCCAUCGACCCCCUCCCCCCGUACCCUCGCCUCCUGAACCCUCUCCUUCUGAUCAGGAGGCGGGGUCGGAGGCCACGACGCCACCUCCUGCUGUUCCGGAGAUCAUCACCCCCAGCAGUGAAGAGAAGCCCUCCGCCUCCCUGCCUCUGAGCACCGUCCCAUCUCCAGAGGAGCCUGCAGACAGAGCUCAGACCGGUCUCACUGAUGCGAACGAGGCAACCAGGACGCUGCUUUUGGAGAGACAGAAAGAAUACAAGAUGGCAGCUCUGAGAGCCAAGAAGCAGGGGGAUGUGGAGCAAGCAAGACUGCACCUCAAGACCGGCAAGAGGUUCGAUGUGAUGAUCGAGGCGUUGGAGAAAGGACAAGCAGUCGACCUCAGUGAGCUCCCCCCAUCUCCAGAUCAGGCUGCAGGAGGAGUUUCUGCUCCCGGGAAGAAAGCUUCCUGCGGGCCAAACAUAGAAGCCACCCAACCAGUUACCUCUGCUCCAGCCGCUGCCGCUGCCCCCCCAUCGGCUCCCAAAGACGUGCUGGAGGCUCUGGAGCAGAGACGAGCCAAGUACGUGGAGGCGUCCAGUCAAGCCAAAGCUGCUGGAGACGACCGCAAAGCCCGAAUGCACGACCGUAUCGCUAAGCAAUAUCAGAGUGCCAUCCGAACUCACAAGGCAGGAAAACCGGUGAACUUUGAGGAGCUGCCGGUUCCCCCAGGUUUUCCUCCGAUCCCGGGCCAGAAGCCAGCGGGAGCGGAUCAGGGAUUAAUUGCUGCUCUGGAGGCAGCCGAUAAAAUAGCCUCCACUGAUGCGACUGAAAUAGCUGAUGAAGAAGAAGACGGGGAGAAGGAAGAGGAGACUAAGCCUGCAGCGCAGCCGAAGAAGCUGAUGUUAGACGUCCCCGCCGCAGCGCAGGAACGGAAGAGGACUUCCUCUACUUCACCUGAAGGAACAGCCGUCAGGGAGGGACUCUCAGCUACAGUGGAGUUCCUGGAGGGCAGGAAGAAGCAGUACAUGAAGGCGGCUCUGCAGGCCAAGCAGAAGAGCGACAUGGAGCAGGCCAAGAUCCUCCUGCGCACCGCCAAGGGCUUCGACCCGCUGAUCGAGGCGGCUCGCAGCGGCAGGACGGUGGACAUCAGCACGGUGCCGUCGCCCCCCGGUGAUGAAGACGAUGACUUCAUCCUAGUUCAUCACAGCGACGUGCAGAUCUCAGAGAAAGCCGAGCAGCUCUACACACAGCUGGCCAAGAUCCUCAAAGAGCAGUACGAGAAAUGUAUGACUCACUCCAAGCAGUUCACACACCUGGGGAACGUCACCGAAACAACAAAGUUUGAGAAGAUGGCGGAGAGCUGUAAGAAGAGUCUGGAGGUGCUGAAGCUCGCUCAGUCCAAAGGUCUGCCUCCUCCCAAACAUCACUUUGAGGAGAGAUCCUUUCACACGGUCAGGAUAUUUCCAGACCUGAGCAGCACUGACAUGGUUGUUGUGAUCGUCAAAGGGAUGAAUCUUCCUGCUCCUAGUGGAAUCCAGCCCAACGACCUGGACGCCUACAUUAAGUUUGACUUCCCGUACCCGAGCGCGGAGCAGCCGCAGAAACACAGAACAGCCGUCAUCAAGAACACUAACUCUCCAGAAUACAAGCAGAGCUUCACGCUGUCGAUAAACAGGAACCACCGCGGCUUCAGGAGGCUGGUGACGACCAAAGGCCUCAAACUGGAGCUGCUGCACAAAGGAGGUUUCUUACGGAGCGACAAGCCGAUCGGGGCGGCUCUGCUAAAGCUGGAAAAACUGGAGACUCAGAGUGAAAUCAGGGAGAUCGUAGAGGUGAUGGACGGCCGUAAGCCGACAGGAGGGCGAGUUGAGGUGAAGGUCCGGCUGCGGGAGCCUCUGAGCGGACAGGACAUGCAGUCGAGCACAGAGCGCUGGCUGGUGAUCGACUCGUCACAGGUUCUCGUUUAGAUGCUGCUGCAAGAUCAGGAAUGAUUCACAAGAUGAAGAUUAAAGGAACUCAAUCAAAAACACUCGGAGGAGGACAGAGUUUGUGAUGUGAUGAAGACGGUCUGCUGUUCAGAGUCGACUCGGAGCAACACGGGUCUCUGACUUUAUACAACUUUUGCACCUUUUGCGAGACACGAGCGGGAGUAACAUGGAGACGGUUUACGGUAGGUCAGCUGGUCUUCAGUCUGACGCCUGCUGAUGGACCAAAAGUACUUGUUGUUUUCCUGCUUUGUGUCGUUGCUGCUGAAUCACACGAGCUUGUGAUGCAUCAGGGGAGACUUGCAGGAAUCCUUUUCAGAUUCCAGAAGAGUCUCCUGUGUGUCGUCUGCUGAGGGGCUCGGUGUGAAGCUAACAUGAUCCUGCUGCCCGACAUGUUACUAUAAUAUAUGGAAGAAUGUGUAUAUAUUCCUCAUAUUAUUACAGCUCUGGUAUAGAGAACUGCAACUAUGCACUAAUACCAAAGUAAUCACUGUUGCUGUCGAAUCCUGCAUAUCUGAAAUCUGCUCUUUCGCUGCCAAACCUUACAGAAACAGCGGAGUGUGAAGGAGGGAUUCUUAGUGGGUUUUAUGAGGUACAUGCACACAGUGGGUGGCGAAUGGUUUGCCCCAAAUUUGGAGAAACUGACAGUGGAGAGGGGAGCAGCGACACACGUUUAAUCCGCCCUAAAAUAGUCAAUUUAAGGUUAAAUGCAUGCUUGACAAUUGGCUUCAGUCACCCGUCGUAGAGGGGGUGAAAUAUUCUAAUCAUGGUGUACUCUUUAACAGUUUUUUCCUUAAGUUAAGCUUGAAAACUUCUCUUACACACACACACACACACACACACAUUGCAAUGCUUCUGUGCCAUCCGCCAUCUACUGUAGGCAUCAUUAAUUAUUAUUUCAUACCCAUUUAAAACCCGAACUGGGACUCUUUUUAUCAUUUCCUCCCACACAAUUGAUCUUGUCUUCAGCUUCAGAACCCUGGCAGAUGCAGCGUCUCUCAUCUAUGUUUUAAAGGAGCAAGCCAAGGUACGAUUUAUUUAACUAUUAUAAAGAGCACACUCCCUCUUUGGCACCGUCUGUGUUCUGUCACUGCGGUCACUAAACUGCACACUAACUUCUCCGCGGCUUUAGGUGCGUUAGAUUGAUAUUUGUCUUGUUUACACUCACUAGUACAAACUGAGCUGAUCUUUAAUCAUAUAGGAAGCUAAUUAUCCGAGGCAGACAUCCAUUACAGCACAUCAUCUUUUAGUAAACGUGAUUGGGUGAUCUUAUUCUCAACAUUUCAGUUGGAUUCAUUGUUUGACGUUUUGGGAAAUAUGCUUGCGUGAGUGGGAUUACUCUCAUCAAAAUGUCCCACUAUUAAUUUAAAAGGUGAGGCACAACUUUACCAACUAUGCAUCUCCAUUAUUUUAAAAGGCCAGUUCACUUACAGGGAGGAUUCCUAUCUUCUUAAUCUUCCUACUUUGCUUUGCAUCCAUAAACACAUGAAGGUUGACUUUGUUCUGCUCAAACAACGCAACGAAAAAACAUCUAAAUAAUGUUCAAGGACAAUAAGGAAUUUACAAUCUCAGCUUUAUGGACAAAAAGCCCCUCAAAAAUGACAACCACAGGAUUAAACUUGGUUAAGCGUACUUUUUCCGUUAGCUAACAUGUCUUUCAUAACAAAAUAAUGAAGUAAUUUUAUUGGAGCACUUGUUACCGGGUGGAUUAAUGAAGAAUAACCAGAAGAUAGUUUUUGGAAAGACAUGGAGCUGUUAGAGGAAGGAGAAAUCUAUGUUUUUGGUCAUGAUGUGAGUGAACUGACCCUUUAAAUGUUCAAUCAAUGCGACACAAGAAGCCAUACCGACUCACUGAGCCAAGUGCAUAAACACUUAGCAACAGAUUUACCUCUGCGACAUUACUCCGUUGCCUAACGUUACUGUGGUCGCCACAUUACUGUUUCUCCUUCUUAGGAAAACUUCAGAGCAAUUUUAGGUUUAUUGUAAACAUGGGCGGAAAUAUUUAAAACACUUUAAACAUCUUUUUAAUUUCUGGUAAAACAUUAUGCGUGUUUCUAAAGAAAGAUGAUGUCAUGUUGAUUAUAUUUACUUAAUCUAAAACAGAAUUUAGGCUAUAUUUUGUUUCAAAUUGUUGAUUGAAUUUGCCUAUCCUGCUUCAAAAUGUACCAAUUAAAAAAAUCUUGUUUUAA
Eleginops maclovinus (Patagonian blennie) is the source of this 4969-nucleotide messenger RNA. It is a transcript of the gene cc2d1b, whose product is annotated as coiled-coil and C2 domain containing 1B. The coding region runs from base 138 to 2762 and encodes 874 amino acids. Gene Ontology annotation, cellular component: nucleus. Lineage: Eukaryota; Metazoa; Chordata; Actinopteri; Perciformes; Eleginopidae. Gene Ontology annotation, molecular function: RNA polymerase II cis-regulatory region sequence-specific DNA binding; DNA-binding transcription repressor activity, RNA polymerase II-specific. The record is from RefSeq and is a predicted model, not a curated record. Gene Ontology annotation, biological process: regulation of transcription by RNA polymerase II. The transcript is spliced from 26 exons.